Cherax quadricarinatus is the source of this 1395-nucleotide messenger RNA. The record is from RefSeq and is a predicted model, not a curated record. Lineage: Eukaryota; Metazoa; Arthropoda; Malacostraca; Decapoda; Parastacidae.
AUGAAUAUGCAUUCCUGGGAAAAUAUUCCAGAAUACUUUGCCUAUGAUGUGACACUUACUACAGCUAACAACACUCCACAAGGACCAGAAUGCGAUAUAGCAGAAUCCAUCCGAGACAUUGAUCCUAUUCGACAUAAGGAUGACUCUCACAAGAGUGAUACCCCACAUAAGGUUGAUCCCUUUAAGACUGAACAUCACCGGGCAGAUCUUGCAGAAGCAUUAAGACAAGUUGAACCAAUCAAGUCCAAAGAUGACCUUGGUGAAGCCUUGAGACAGAUUGAACCAAUCCGAUCAAAGGAAAGAAGCAGAGAGAGGGAAGAGAAAGGGAAGGACGAAACACAAACGAUUAACAUUAGAGAAUUCUCGUCUUGCACCAAGGUCUCCUCUAACAUGACAACCAUGGUGACUACAACAGCAACAACUGUGUCAUCUCUAGCAGCUACAACAAACUCUUCAUCGUCAACCUCUGAAAAUGAACACAAAAAUAUCAAGAAUGAGGCAGUUGUGAGACGUAGGAAUGCCCACUCUAGGAGGUACGACGAGCGGCGGAGCAUGGUGGAACUUCGUACUCUGGAGCAGGCUGGUGACGGCGGGGUCGGCCACCACUACCCCUCCCACCAACAUGACAGCAGUGAGUCCUCAUCUUCAGAUUCUGCCGACGGCUUCAUAACAACUAACAGGACACUUCACGUAAGAUCCUCGUACGUGAGCACGGCCAUGGACGCCUCAGAGAUCUUGCAGCAGUCACCCAUCUUCAAGAACAAGACCUCGUCAUCAUCGUCGUCGUCACCUGAACAGAGCAGGUCCGAGAAAGAGGCACCCAGAGGCUCUUCUCCCUCCUCCAACAUCAACGCCAGGUUAGCAGCACUACAAAAGAGUGGAGAGGAUGGCUGGAAAAAUCGUGUCAAGAAAGAUGGAAAAGAUGUCAAUUCCAAUGUUACACUUCGACUUAAACCUACUGGAAGUGUGCGGGAACGCCCUGUUAGUCUCAUGGAUAGGGUGUCGGCUCUGGAAACCUCAUCACAACAAUGGAAAGGUCGAAUCACACAGUCUGAUGCUACAAAGUUUACUGUGGCACAUAAGAUGGCUUCAUCUACAUCAUCAGUGCCAUCUGUUGUCAGUGGGAUUAAUCCAGUUAUCACUGUGACACCAGAGCCACCAUCCACUCCGACAGGAAGUCCACUUGUGGAGCGUAAGAAGCGGUCACCAUGCCAAAGUGUUUUCAAGAGCAAGACUGGAGGAAAUCUUCCAUUACUUUUAAAUAAAUCUAGCCCACUUAAUUCACGCAAGGACUUUAGACGGAGUAUUUCUACACCAAAUGACGGAGAGAAAAAGGGUGAGCAUUUUCUCAGUGAAGCAUUAGUUUGUCCCAUAAAUUAGAUGAAUUGGGUUACU